ACGCAGGAAACCAGGUCAACCAAGCAUUAGACGAAGAUGGCUAAAUCGGGGCGUAACAUUUGCUGCGCAGUUCUGUGGUGUUACAACACAAGGAAUUCCAGUUCUGAGAAGUUUUUCAGGUAUCCUAAUGACAGCAGGAAGCUGUCAAGUACCUUGGGCAAGUGUUAACGUGUGGUGGGUUGAGCCAGGAUCCAGGGAGGCUGGAAGACAUCCUUCACGUCGAGGUCCCUUGCAGUCGGAAUGAGCUACAGACAUUCUUAGAGCGUCUGUUUUGGAUGACGGCGCGGUCGGACAUAAACAAUCUCUGAAAAAUAGUGCUCAUGCAUUGAAUGCUGCAGCACAACAGGAGAAACCGCCAGCCAGGAAGCCAGAAGACCGCCGUAGUGGACACCAAGGCCGCGAUGGAAAACACAUCGGACGAUUCAAGCACGAAGGCCGCAGAACAAGGUGGCCACUCUCCUGCCCGCGAGAACAAAGACAUCGACACUCCGGUUCUUUUCACCCCGCAGUACUAUGCGCAUAAUAACGGCUUCCAGAGGAAGUUCAGCAACUGGGUUCUGGACUUCUGCCAGGCCUUGUUUCGUCGAGAGCCCGACGAGACGCAACAGUUCCUGGACCUCGGCUGCGGCACUGGAGAGUUCACGCGGGAGUGCCUCCUUCCUCGAUGCCUGCCAUGCCGGAGGAUGGUGGCCGUGGACUUGUCGGCGGACAUGAUCGACUACGCCAAGAGUAACUGCGUCCACAAUGCGCUGGAGUUCAGAAAGCUGGACAUCACUGUCGACGAACAAGUCGUGGAUCUCCUAGGCGAGUAUGGUGCUUUCGACAGGGUCUACUCGUUCCACUGUCUGCACUGGGCGCUCAAUCAGCCGGCUGCUUUGAAGAACGUGGCUCGGCUCCUGAAGCCUGGAGGGGAGUGUCUCCUGGUAUUUCAUGCUUCCCUCCAAGCCAUGGACGUCUGCCGCAACAUUACCAAAAUUGAGCGGUGGAGCAAGUACGCACCGGUGGUCGACCGCUUCGUUCCAGUAACGCAAGACAUGGACGACUGCGAACGCAUCGAAUACGCUUCGAAACUGCUCAAAGAAGCUGGACUAUCGCCGAGUAUGCUGGAGCUGCCGCGAUGCACAGUUUUUGAUGGCUGCAGCUUGGAGACACUCAUGGGUGUAUAUAUUACCCUAAACCCGGUCGCCGACAUCCUUCCUGACGAGGAGAAAAUGGCGGCAGUCAAGGACACCGUAGAGCUCAUCCGAACAAUGCACUCCUCAGACGACGACAAGGCACGCUAUCGCGUAUACGUCAUCAAGGCGUCCAAAAUGUAAAUACAAUAUCCUCCAACUCUACAAGCUCUCUACAGGUGCUUGUAAUGUAUUGGGAACGGUACAAAGGGACGAUACAAUGUCACCCAGAUCAAGUUGCAGCUCCCGCUGCAUUGCAAUCCAGUCGGUGAUCGCGAGCAGGCGGAAGAUUUAUUGGAUUGGAUUGUAUUCCGUCGUAUUGUUUAUUGCGGGGCACGCUUCGACCACGUCUUCACCGGCAGCACGGGUGUGCCACCCGACACCUUCAACAGUCUCCUGUUUAUAAGGACUAUUAAAAAUACAUUUCUGA
Molecule: messenger RNA, 1602 nt
Organism: Dermacentor albipictus
Lineage: Eukaryota; Metazoa; Arthropoda; Arachnida; Ixodida; Ixodidae
Product: juvenile hormone acid O-methyltransferase-like
Molecular function (GO): S-adenosylmethionine-dependent methyltransferase activity
Source: RefSeq, a predicted model, not a curated record